Cooperia oncophora is the source of this 2286-nucleotide messenger RNA. The record is from the annotation of a GenBank genome assembly. NCBI's taxonomy places the organism in Eukaryota, Metazoa, Nematoda, Chromadorea, Rhabditida, Trichostrongylidae.
AUGAAGAAUGAAGAUGAUCGCAUUCGAAUGAAUGGCAUUCAGCUGUCAGAGGAGGCUGAAACUCGGAAGAGCUUGAUAUUAAGGAACUUGCAGGAAGCCCUGGGGGUUGACAAGCUCGAAAAGCAACUGUCAACAGAUGGAAAAGUUGUGCAUCUCUACUGGGGUACGGCAACGACUGGAAAACCUCAUGUUGGAUAUUUCGUUCCAAUGAGAAAGAUCGCAGAUUUUCUACAGGCUGGCCUGAAGGCCUUCUGUUUUUAUGUGACCGUAUUGUUUGCUGAUCUUCACGCUUUCCUCGACAAUAUGAAGAGUACGUGGGAAUUACUCGAAAAUCGUGUCAUCUACUACGAGAACAUCAUCAAAGCGCUUCUAAUGGCACUGAAUGUUCCAAUUGAGCGACUUCAUUUCGUGAAAGGGACCACAUAUCAGCUAUCCAGGUCCAUUCUUCUUCUUGAUCGAAGCAAUAGUAUUUCUCACGAAGAUUUCCAUUUCUAUGCUGUAACCGUUUCUCUAGAACCAUUUUCCUUCAGAGAGUACACCUUCGAUGUUCUCCGUUUGUGCAGCCAGGUAUCACAACGGGAUGCGCUCAAGGCUGGAGCUGAAGUCGUCAAACAGGUGGACGGCCAGUUCGGCGGUGUUGAUCAACGCAAAAUCUUCAUCUUAGCAGAAGAGCAGUUACCAAAGUUGAAGCUUGGAAAACGAUGGCAUUUGAUGAAUCCAAUGGUGCCCGGUUUGACCGGAUCCAAGAUGAGCAGGCAUGAUUUUAAAGAACGUUAUUUAUUCCGUGGAAUCUCGGAGAUUGACUCUAAAAUUGAUUUACUGGACAGUCGUGAAGUUGUCGAACGGAAGAUUCUUGGUGCCUCUUGUUUACGACAAGAAGAAGACAACGGAGUUUUGGCCUUCUUCAACUAUGUUCUCAUCCCUAUUGUCAGCCCUAACCCUUUGGUUGUUGCUGACAAAGAGUUCUUCUCCUAUGAAGAAAUCAAAGAAUCGUUUCUGAGUGGUGCAUUAUCUGCUGAGGAUUUGAAGAAAACACUCAUUGAAUUUCUGAAUGAGUUACUUGCUAAGGUGCAAGAUCAUUGUAAAUCCGAUGUUGUGCGUGAUGCUCUUGAGAAAGGCUACAAAAAUGUGGACGAACAUGUGGCUGAGUCGACGCAACAUCCAGUUGUGCAGAUCACCGACCAACAGCUUAGUACUGUUCAGCAGAUUAUUGGCGGCGACAAGCUAAUCGGAGAUGAUGAUGGUACGUUGAGAUCGAGUAUAGCAGAGGGCAGAGCGAUACGACUAAUCGGAGAUGAUGAUGGUACGUUGAGAUCGAGUAUAGCAGAGGGCAGAGCGAUACGAGUAACGUUUACGAUUCAUCCCAAAGGACGUUUCCAUCUUGGUUUCCUCAUGGGGCUUUUAAAAAUGAAGUCAAUAGUCAGUAGAGGAAUCAGCAUAGAAGGAAUUGUUCUGAUUUCUGAUAUGGAAGCCUUUCUUGAUAAUGAGAAGGUGUCCUGGAAUGCUCGAGAGGCUCGAAGUGAAUAUUUCUACCAGAUUUGCUCUUUCUUUAUCGAGCACCUUGGUCUGAAGGACAGCGUCAGAGCUCUUAAAUCUGCUGACAUAGAUUCUGUUUUCUCAAAAGAUUACGUGCUGAACAUGUACAAAAUGGCCUCUUCCGUGACUCGCGAUGAGACUACAGUUUGUGAAGGAACGUCGUUGUCCGGCAAUUUGGUACCGCUAUUCUAUGCGCUCAACCAUCAUUUACUCAAAACUGACCUGGCCAUUUUGGGUGAAGAUUCAGUGGCGAUUGCUAAUCUUGCAGUGAAGCUGUGGUCCCGCAUGAAGACACAAGUUCCUACUCAAGUGGCGUUUUCAACUCUCCCUGGUUGUGACGGCAAGAAGAUGUCGUGCUCAAACCCUGACUUCCUCUUGGAAGCAUUUGAUACCCCAAAACAAGUAAAGGUCAAAGUGGCGCGGUCGUUUUGCGAGCCGCAAAACCUGAAAGGAAAUGUCGCCAUGAUGUUGUCCCAACAAUUUAUUUUCCCUCUACUCAGUGGAUCAAGUCUCGACAUAGUGAGGAGCGCGGAAAAUGGUGGCAAUAUAAGCGUGACAUCAUAUGAAGAACUGGAGAAGGAAUUCAUGCAUGGCUCAAACCCCGAUUUCCCUCUUCAUCCUGGAGAUCUGAAAAACGCUGUUGUAGGAUUCAUUAAUAGAUUCUUCGAUCCUGUUCGAGAACGAUUUGCCUCCAGUCAAGCUUCAUUGAUAGCCGCAGCUUUUCCCAGUAGCAAGAAGGGAAAGAAAUAA